CCAAGAAAAAAAAAUAAAAAGUUUAGCGUAUGGAAGUGCUGUUCCCAUGUUAACUAAAACAGCCCUUUCAACACUGCUAAUUCGCUUGCCGUCCCUCCAAGAACAAACCCAAAUCCUCCAAAAAUUUCAAAUUGUCUAUGAUAAAUUAUUUAAGUCUGAGAUAGUUUAUAAUAAUAGGCUUUUAGAGAUAAUUAAGACUAUUUUAGAAUAUGCUGAUUUAUUGUUUUUGAAGUAUAGAGAUAGUGAAAUUAAAAUUAAAGAUUAUUUUAAACUAGUGCGGGGCAAAACGCCCUCUACCAAAAAUCCGGAAUAUUAUGAAAAUGGAACAAUUAAGUGGAUAAAUAGCGGAGUUUUAACUAAUUUAUAUUUUUUGACGGAAUACACGUCGCCAAGUAAAUUGGUUACGGAAAAGGCGGUGAAAGAGUGUGGGCUCGCUUAUGCUCAAAUAAAUA
This is a messenger RNA of Racocetra persica, 452 nucleotides long. The record is from the annotation of a GenBank genome assembly. NCBI's taxonomy places the organism in Eukaryota, Fungi, Glomeromycota, Glomeromycetes, Diversisporales, Gigasporaceae.